AUGGAAGUAACUAGUGGUGCGGAAGAAGGCUUCGUGCGGGAAUGGACACCGUGUUCCCAUAUUUUGAGUCUGAUACCAGCUAAAAUCCAGAAUGGGAUAUUUUCCAAUGAGCUAUGCUUAACCUGCGUUGAUGCUGUGAGCGAGUACAUAGCUCUCGGGACGAAUGUCGGCUUGGUGUACUGGUACGACAGAAAAAAGGGAAACAUUCAGCGAUUGCGUUGCGAGGCUUCCACAUCUCCAAUUACGUAUGUAAAGAUAGUUAGCACAGUUGACUAUAUGGUAGGAGCUGGUAAUUUAGCAGGACAAGUAACAGUAUUCCAAAUCCCUAAGGAACAUCCCGAGAAUGUACCUGAUACAUUUAAACCAAAAGUGGAACCCAAAGUUGAAAGGUACACAAUAGGAGACUUACACAAAAGUAAAAUAACAUCAAUUGAAUGGUCCAAGAAUGGAAUGAGAUUAUUUUCCGGUGACAAAGAUGGAGUUAUCAUUAUGACUGAAAUAGAUUUUUAUAUGCAUCUAUGCAAAUCAUUGGAGAUCGUGAACGAAGAACACGAGAUUGUGCAGAUGAGCUAUUACCAAAACGCACUGCUCGUGUCCAGCACGUAUCGGAGCAUUCUAUGCGAGAGGAAGGAUAACCGCUGGCAAGUCAGCCAGUUGGGCAAGAAAGAUAGAAAGAGUUUGUGUGCGCUAGGUGCGGUAUUCCAAUACUCGUACGCGCAGGGCGGCGCGGCUAACGCUUACUGCGCGCGCGCAGGGUUAAGGCUGUGGCGAGCUGAUCGUUCGGGGAAUGUGCUACAGACACUUCUAUUUAAGGAGGCCAUAUCGAACCCGUUGACAGUGGCCGAAAUCCUUAAUCCAUCGCAGAAAAAGCAUUCGCACGCUGACAAGGAGUACAACUUUGGCCCGCUCCACGUCUUCCGGGAACAAUUUCUUGUCUCGCACAACGAACACUUUGUAUACAUUCUCGAUCCGAGGUCAUUGACCGCCGUCGCAGUGGUCGACGAUCUUAGACGAAUCCUGUCAGUGUCUGUGAACAAGGAGGAGAUAUUCAUCCUUGAGGGCGAGAGGUCCCUAGUGCGCCUGGCCCACAAACCGGAACCGGCAACUCUUGCGCAAGAUGAACCGAUGUCCAAAUCGCUCACGACUCUCCAACAAGCGGUGAACACGGUCUGCGACAUCACGCACAUAGACCAAACGGUGCCCUACAUCACCAGCGUGCUCGAACAGCCGAUCGCCAUGUUCACGCGAAACGAGACCAUAGACAACGUGCCGAAUGGAGAGGAGUGCUUCGAACUACCGCCCAUAAAGCACCUCCCGCGCGACAUAUCCGACAACGUUCUAGAAUCUAUUAUCAACGAGUUCAAGGACGUCUCGAGUGACGUGGAGGAGAUACGGAGGAAGGAGUCGGAGGAGGGACGCUGGGUCGGGGGGAGCACGCCCAGGAUGGCAACCCCUGUGCGAAGUAGAUCCAGAGACAUCAGCUACACCAGCCCCUGUGUAAUGAACGUUAGCAUUUAUGGAAACAAUCCUGAUCAAAACGACGAACAACUCGAGAAGCAAAUUGAAGAGAAAGAAAAGAUAUUAGCGAAGAUGCUCAACCUAGAAUCUCUUAGCAUGACAAGUUCAACGGAUGCUUUCAAAACAACUGACGAUCAACCAAAACAGACUAAAACUAAGAAUGACUUGCCGAUUGCAGACAAGGGGAUAAAGCCCAUAGACAAUGAGAAAUCUACAGAUAAGGUUUUGAGUAAGAAAGUGGAAAAGAUUAAUGACCUAGUUCCAAAAGUUGUACAAUUGCCCAAUAAUUGGAAUUUGGAGGGUAUAGAAUUGAGAAUGGAAAUCAAGAAAGGUAUGAGGGACGGUUUGAAUUUGAUCUCGCCAGAUGACCACUUGGACAGUGAGUGGGAGGUUAUUUAA
Leptosia nina is the source of this 1917-nucleotide messenger RNA. The record is from the annotation of a GenBank genome assembly. Lineage: Eukaryota; Metazoa; Arthropoda; Insecta; Lepidoptera; Pieridae.